Dendronephthya gigantea is the source of this 2324-nucleotide messenger RNA. RefSeq lists its product as uncharacterized. The transcript has 9 exons. NCBI's taxonomy places the organism in Eukaryota, Metazoa, Cnidaria, Anthozoa, Malacalcyonacea, Nephtheidae. The coding region runs from base 64 to 1905 and encodes 613 amino acids. The record is from RefSeq and is a predicted model, not a curated record.
AUGAAUUUGCAAUGUUUGUUUAGAUUAAGCCAUCUGGUUAUAUAGGUUAUAACAUCCUAUAGGAUGUUUAUGUUCGUUCAAAUCGCAUUUAUCCUUUGCCUUUGGUGUGGCGGAUUGGUCACGAAUGCACAAGACAAUGCCACUACUGGUGAUUCAUCAUCAGUUAUGACAACAUCUGGCCCAACAACAUCGACCCAAGGCACAGAAGCAACAGACGCUGAUGAUUCCAUGGUGGGUCUGAUUGUUGGUUGUGUUAUCGCCGCCGUAAUUGUUGUCGUUGUUCUUGUGGUAGUGUGCACUCGCUGUUGGAGGUGGAUAAUAGAACGAAAUUACACCAGUGCCGCAUGUGCUCUUCCGGCAUAUGACUCGCAUCCAAAUUUGACCCGUAUUACCCCCAAAGGAGGUUUGGCAAAGUCACACGAAUUCGUACUCACUAUCGGAGCUGGGUGUCUGGCUGAAGAUACAGAAAUCACGCUAAAAAAUUACGAGUGGCAUUUUAACUUCACAUCACUGGAAGACUUAAAGUUAGUCGAUGCUACGCCGCGCGUUGUCGAGUUCCUUCCAAAUGGCUUGAAAUUCCUGAAACCAGCACAACUUACAAUCCGACCUAUGCGGGUAGAAGUCUUGGAUCUUGAACUGUUUGUUCUACAUGGUUAUCACAGCGACAUUUAUGAUAAAGUCGUUUGGGAGCUGGUGAGCAGCGGCUUUUCGGGAAUUAACAAGGAAGAGAGAGGAACCAUCAAUGUGGAAAUUUACGCAUUUUGUUUUUUCAGUUAUAUUUUAGCGAAGCGCGGGAGAUUAGCUCGAAUCUUAAGUCAUUUAAAUCACUCGUUUACCUGCUGUGCUUAUGUCCUGCAUCGCAGACGACCAGCGGACACAAUGGAUAUUGUGGUUGUUAUUGUAAGUGAAUUUCUUGAUGAUGGUGAGGAAGGAGACAUCAAACAGUUAAAGAAUCAUAUUGGACAAGGCUACGAGAGAGGAGAGAAAGGAAGGUUUACGCGCGUCCACACAAAUCGUCGUCUUGUAAUGAGUUUAGUCAUUCCUGGUGUUGAAACCAACCCAUAUCGCUUCAAAAUCGACCGGUGUUUACUGGAUUCCAUUGGUUUUUCCGUCAAUCAUUUCAAAGGGAUUGCAAGUGAACAACGAGAAAAUAAGACGGUAAAGAUUAGCGAGGCCUGUGAAGGCGGUGAAUGUCUUUGGGAGCUGGAUGUUCAUGGGAGUGUGCAGAUCGCGCCUGAAGACGUUUAUGGGCAGCUCGAGCCGUCAGGAUCUCAACCACAAGCCGUUCAAAGGACCACAAAACUCACACAUGAUGAAGUAGAUGGAAUGCGCCGCAAAGUUGGGUUGGACUGGGACGGACUUGGUGGGCUCAUGGAUAUCCCGUACGAGAAACGUGAGGAAAUCAGACUGAACGUCAAUUAUCCAAAAUUUUCUUCCAAGGCAGGCCAAAUAUUAAUACUUCUCAACAAAAGCGAAGAUUUUUGUCGUCAUGCUGUUAGAAAAUGUCUGGAAGAGUUGGGGCGACACGAUGUCAAAGACAAAAUGCUUCCCAUGGAUGACGAGACAGAAGGUGGAAGUGCGGAGAUAAUAAAUUCCCAACCCAAAGACCCUGAAGCCGACGAGUUACAAAACACUCCUCUCUCCCCUCGUGAAAUGUUCAGACUUAGCCAGCGCAUCGCUGUCCACUGGGACAUGCUUGCGGGUCUUAUGGGUAUAAACAGUGCUGAACGAGAUGAGAUUAGAUGCAACCAGAUUUUAUAUCAAGAUAACCGCACUAGGGCUGAAAAGAUUUUGUCGAUUUUCAGCCGAAACUUCUCGCGAGAGAGGUUGGCUGACUUCUUGAACGAGAUUGGUCAAGACGAGUGGGUGGAACCAAUUUUAACAGGAAAAUGGAGAAUCUUGUGACAAACGGAUCAACAUUUUUGAGGUGCCUGUAUGCACAAUCGGCUGUAUAAAUUUCCUAUAAUACCGUUUGGGUUCGACAGUUUUUUUUACGGUAACAUCAGAUACCGUAUCAGCUAGGUCAUCAGAUAGGUCAUAAGUUGGAUAGGAUAUAGAUAAUAAUCAUAGCGUAGUUGUUAUCCUGAUAACUGAUAAGGUCCGUGAAGAUUCAAUUCUGUCCGAUCCAAUUCGCAUCUGAUAUUGAUGAAGCAGUGUGUCUUUAGUUGGUUCAGCUGCCAAUUGAUAUUGAAAGGCUGAGUCAACGGACUGUAAAACAUCCAUUGGUAGUAAAUUGGAUCGUGAUCUGAAGGAUUAUUACGUUUGCUAUAUUAGUUAAUUAGUAUAUAGCUAUAUGAGAGCACCUCAAAACUAUAUAUAUAGGC